Sceloporus undulatus (fence lizard) is the source of this 13835-nucleotide messenger RNA. It is a transcript of the gene SAMD4A, whose product is annotated as sterile alpha motif domain containing 4A. Gene Ontology annotation, cellular component: P-body. The transcript is spliced from 12 exons. The coding region runs from base 1994 to 4120 and encodes 708 amino acids. NCBI's taxonomy places the organism in Eukaryota, Metazoa, Chordata, Lepidosauria, Squamata, Phrynosomatidae. The record is from RefSeq and is a predicted model, not a curated record. Gene Ontology annotation, biological process: nuclear-transcribed mRNA poly(A) tail shortening; negative regulation of translation; regulation of mRNA stability. Gene Ontology annotation, molecular function: mRNA binding; protein binding; translation repressor activity.
GGGGCUGGAAUGUGAUGGGGAAAAGGAAAAAACUCUGGCCAGGGCUGGAGAGGCGCCAAUCUAUAGGUGCAACUUAUGCAAAUGUGGGACUUCACACACACAACACCCACUGGCUCAGAUGCAGCUUGUGGACUCCAGCUGCUCAUUUUGGGAGGAGGUGUGCCUCUCUCUAAUUUCCCCCCUUUCUUUUUUUCAGCAGCCCCCAAAGAAAGCCCUUUGAGCCUUUCCUACCCUGCUGAAGUGUGUCUUUCUGUGUAUGUUUGUGUGUAUGUGUGUGUACACUGUGCUCUGGCUCAAGGAAAGCAGAGGCGGGGGGGGGGCACUGGGAAGGAGUUUAUUUUUGUCUCCUAUUACCCCCUCCUCCUGCUGCUGAGGGCUGCCACUUGCUUGAAUCCAGACAGGCCUGCAGUGGCUGGUUGUGCCAUUUGGGUUUUGCAGCAGUCUAGGGUGGUUUUGGGGGCCCUCAUGUACAACCUUUGAGGCCCAAAAGUAUGCCCAGGGGACACAUUCCCCCCACCCCUUCUGCAGAUGGGGCUUGCAGUCGCCUUCUCUGCAUUUGGGGGGCAAGGAAAGCAAUAGACCCCCAGGACUGGUUUGCAUGAGUUAUCUGCAGUGUUUCACUUCUUUCCUUCCCCUCCACCUUCCAUGCAACCUUUCUCUCUCCUACUGGAAUGGUGGGUUGCAGUCAGUCCCCCUUCUCUCUGUGUGUCUGUCUGUCUCUCUUCCAAAGCCAGGCAUAUCCAGUCCUAUCCUGGAAGGAGAGCCAGCGGAGGAUUUCCACUAAGCAACAGGGACCUCCCUUCUCUGCACUGUGAAGUGUGGGCUGGGUGGGGGUUUCUUUUGAGCUUCUCUGGAUGCAAACCUCCCAAUCACUCCCUCGCUUUGCCUGUGUGUGGGCUGGAUUUAUAUAUAUAAAUCUGAGUCUCUCACUGUCUCUGCUUCUUCUUCCUCCUUCUCUUUUCCCCCAACCCAUUAUAAUUUGGGAAGCGUCUUCUAAAGAUAUGUGGAUUUCUCUUUUCCAGCCCCCCCUUGCUACAAAUGCAAGGCUGCUGCCCACCGCCACACCAACUGUGUCCCAGUAAUCGCUGACACCAAAUUUCCCUCUUGUCAUAUUUGAGACGUGAGAGCUGAGAUUUCUGUCAUGCUGAAUCAUAGCGCAUUCCAUCGCCUUGCAAAGUGUGUCAUCCUUACCAUCAUGGCAAAAUUAUCUCUCUUUUUUCUCUCUCUCUGCCUUCCUCCCCCUCCAUCCAUCUCUUCCUCCUUCCUUCCCCCUCCUUCUUUCUCCCCAACAGUUGUGAAUGCUUCUGCUCCCUCCCCAGUCUGCUUGGGUUGAGGAAUGUUGUGGCCGGGGAUGCUCAAGAAAGCUUCUGCAGCCUCCCCACGAAAGAAAGCGAGAGCCAGCCAGCCGGAGAUCCAGAGAGACGACUUGGCUAAAAUAAACCAGACGGGAGAACAGAGGGGCUGCAAGAGUGGGAGAAGAAGGAGAGGAGAGCUAGCCCUAUAAACGCACAACACAUGUCCUCUCAGGCUGCUGCUGCUGCUCUCGUGGUCUCCUUCCACACGUCUUCACCCUCAUUGUGCCUUGUGGAGAAAUACCACCACUGGUAGAAGUCUGCUCACCAAGAAGGGGAAAGAAACCCACACCUAUUUGGGGGUCUGCUCCCCUUUGUUGCUGUGCUGUGCUUUGUAUGUGUGCCAUUUUUAUCAUCACCUUGGGGAGGAAUUUCAAGAAGCUGGCCGCUGUCAUUUGGGAGGGAAAGUGCGUGGAGGAAGAGCAAACUCAGGCCCAAGAAGCUGUCUCCAAACAUCUAUCUCAUUGCUGCAAUAACAACAAAAUUAUAAAGUAGACUGGAGGAGGGAGAAGAAGAAGAGAGUGGGUGGGUGGGUCGGGAAUUUUUUUUAAGACACCAGAGGCUUCCCCCCCUACAUCUUUGCAGAAGAUAUACACAGUUUGGUCUUCUGUUUUUUAUACACACACACGUACACACCAACCAUGAUGUUUCGAGACCAGGUCGGAGUGCUGGCAGGUUGGUUCAAAGGCUGGAACGAGUGUGAGCAGACAGUGGCCCUGCUCUCUUUGUUGAAACGGGUGAGCCGGAGUCAAGCCCGUUUCCUCCAACUCUGCCUUGAGCAUUCCUUGGCUGACUGCACAGAACUGCACGUUCUGGAAAAUGAAGCCAACAGCCCUGGAAUCAUUAACCAGUGGCAACAGGAAUCAAAGGACAAAGUGAUUUCUUUAUUGUUAACUCACCUGCCUUUGCUGAAGCCUGGGAACGUGGAAGCCAAGGGGGAGUACAUGAAGUUGCUCCCUAAAAUCUUGGCUCACUCGAUCGAACACAACCAACAUAUAGAGGAGAGCCGGCAGCUCCUGUCCUACGCCUUGAUCCACCCAGCCACGUCUCUGGAGGACAGGAGCGCCCUGGCCAUGUGGCUGAACCACUUGGAGGAUCGCACCUCCUUGGGCACCUUCGGCAGCCAAACCAGAGGCCGCUCCGAUUCUGUGGAUUAUGGGCAGUCGCACUACUAUCACCAAAGACAGAACUCAGAUGACAAGCUGAACGGGUGGCAGAGCUCCCGGGACUCUGGGAUCUGUGUGAACGCUUCCAACUGGCAGGAGAAAAGCCUGGGGUGUGAGAAUGGCCACCUACCCCUCUACUCCUCCUCCUCCGUCCCUGCCACCAUCAACACGAUCGGGACUGGCACGGGCACAAUUCUCUCGAGCCAGACCCACCACAGCCCUUUGAAACGGUCUGUAUCCCUUACCCCGCCCAUGACUGUGCCCAACCAACCUCUAGGACACGGAUGGAUGUCUCAUGAGGAUUUGCGAGCUAGAGGACCACCAGGCCUCCCUUCCGACCAUGCCCCCCUGUCUCCUCAAAGCAGUGUAGCCUCUUCGGGAAGUGGUGGGAGUGAACACUUAGAAGAUCAGACUUCUGCUCGUAACACAUUCCAGGAGGAAGGGAGUGGUAUGAAAGAUGUUCCUGCCUGGCUCAAAAGUUUGCGCCUCCACAAAUAUGCUGCCCUUUUCUCCCAGAUGACGUAUGAUGAAAUGAUGGCCCUGACAGAGUGUCAGCUUGAGGCUCAAAAUGUUACCAAAGGCGCAAGGCACAAAAUUGUGAUCAGUAUCCAAAAGCUAAAAGAGAGGCAGAACCUUCUCAAGUCCUUGGAAAGGGACAUCCUCGAAGGGGGCAAUCUCCGUGUCCCUUUGCAGGAGCUUCACCAAAUGAUCCUCACCCCAAUCAAAGCUUACUCUUCUCGGAACUUGACAGGGGAUGAGCACUGCCGGGAUUCAGAGCCCCAUCGCCCAACUUCUUUGAUCGGCUCCGACAGCCAAGGGUCCGACUGCAAGGACUCUGCCUCUGGAGGGAUGCAUCACCAUCACUCUCACUUGCCAGGCUGCGAGGGAGAAUCUGGUGGGGCCCCUCUGCCAGAAGGCGAUAUCCCGGGACAGUUCACUAAGGUGAUGGGGAAAGUGUGUACCCAACUCCUUGUCUCCAGACCAGAUGAGGAGAAUAUAAGUUCCUAUCUACAGCUCAUCGACAAAUGCCUAAUUCAUGAGGCGUUUACAGAGACGCAGAAGAAAAGGCUGUUGUCAUGGAAACAACAGGUGCAAAAACUCUUCAGGUCUUUCCCGCGGAAAACCAUCCUAGACCUCUCGGGAUAUCGACAGCAAAGAACCCGAGGUUUUGGCCAGUCGAACUCCUUACCGACAGCUGGAUCUGUAGGUACAGGAAUGGGUCGGCGGAACCCACGCCAGUUCCAAAUCCCUUCCCGGAACCUCCCCACCUCGCGGCUGGGCCUUCUGGGCCCCACCAGCCUCCUGGGAGCCACCCAGCGCAACGCAGCUGCCAAUCCCGCCAUCCUGAAACAAGGAAGACAGAACCUUUGGUUUGCAAACCCUGGAGGAAGUAACAGCAUGCCUAGCCGGAGUCACAGCUCGGUCCAGAGGACGCGCUCAUUGCCGGUCCACACCUCUCCUCAAACAAUGCUUAUGUUCCAGCAGCCAGAGUUCCAGGUACCAGUGACAGAACCUGAUAUCAAUAACAGGCUGGAGUCCUUGUGCCUCAGUAUGACUGAACAUGCCCUGGGAGAUGGCGUGGACAGGACCUCGACAAUCUAGAAGGCGGAGGUGUGAAAACGCUGGCCGUGAGAAGGAUGUGGCUGCUGGCCCAGUGGGAACUUUUGGUGACGAAUCCCUGGAUGUGCUAAGGACCCCUGGAGAUGUCUUGCCACCUUUUCAUUGCUCUUUUAUUCUUUCCUUCUAUCUCUCUACCUUCUCUUCUCUGUCUCUGUUUUCAUUUUGUGAAAGGGUUGCUUAUCUUGACCAUUAUGUCAUCCAAAACAAGUACUGGGGUCUGCUGGGUAUUCAGUGGGAAGCAGGAAAAAUUGGACGGCUUCAUCUAAAGCCAAAAAUCCCAGUAUAGUCUGUAAGAGUGUCUAAGGGCAGGCAUCUUGAGAGCAAGAGAAUAUGUGUACGAGCCUCCAGAGGGCACAGGGAGUGGGAGGCAAGAUGCAAGCCCCUCUCUCUCUGUGUCGUAUCUAUCUAUCUUUGUCUCUCUCUCUCUCUCUCUUUCUUUCUCUCUUUCUUUCUUUUUAUUAUAAAGAAGAGACUUUUAAGUAUAUUGCUAAAGUGUGUUCAAGAAGAAGGAAGGAACACAUUUGUUGUCUGUAAAUAUGCACUGCAUUUCACUGACAUUCAACCCCACAACUGGAGCUGUGCUUUUUAUUUGGGGGAGGGAGAGGUGAAGAAAGGAAGAACAAGAAGAAAGUCCUUUCCCUUCCACAAUGUUCAAAAUGAGUGGCUUUGAAUUUUGUGCACUGUUUACAUGAUAGUGGGUAGAAAAGAGCGUGCUGGGCACUCCGCCUGCCUUCUCUUCCUGCAGCAUUCGCUCGGUGACAUGGGAGUGGGAUAUGCGAGAUGGCCCCAUACCAGCACCUUGCAACCUGGAAGCUGUUGUACAUGGCCAGUCCCUCCUUCUCUCCACCCAAAAAACAAACGCACCUCCUGCUGCUCUAGGUCAGGGUCCCUAUAUAAAACUAUAAGUGUGUGGGGCUGAAAUAUCCUGGAGAGGCAGGAGGAGGACAACAGGUAAUUAGGGUAGUGGGGUGGCCAAGCACAACAAAAUGCAAGGGAGGGAUCAGUCAAGACCCUUCGGAGUUUGCUUCCAGGUGUCAGGAUCCAGAGCUUUUCCUCCUCUCACUAUCAUAAAGGGUCUUUUGCAUGUUACCUGUGUGAGUGUGUAUAUUUUCUCUCUCUUCUUCCCCCCCCCCCCCAUCUUUCUCACCUUUUUUUCUUCCCCCACCCCCUUUGUUUUGUUUCAUUGGCAUCGUAGCUGGCGGUUUUACCUAUUAAAAUAAUAACUGCCGAGCUAUUGCUUCUUACGAAGGCCUCGGGCACUUGUGUCUUUUUCUUGUGUUUCCACUCUUGGUCAGAGCAGGGUGCUAAAGAAAGGAGUAAAAAAUGUUGAAGAGUGGACUGAGGAGAAGUUGCAGUAGAGGUUCUGUACCUUAGAUUGUGUGUGUGAGUGUGUGUGAGUGUGAGAGAGAAAAGAUGAGGGAACAAGUGGGAGAUUUUUAAAAAGAUUGUGCGCUAGGGACUUGGCCCAGCUGGUCCCAUAUCCUAGGAAGAACAACAUCCGAAAGAUGUUUAUGAGGGAACAGAGGCAUGUCCAUUCAGGGGCUGUUUUUCUUCUUCUCUGUUUGGCACUGUAAUACAAAACCAGACGUGUUCUUGAAACUAGUGGGCAACUCCAUCCCCCUGAAGGGCUACCUAGCUCUUGAUUUCCCUUUGUGUGCUUUUCACAGAGCCAUCAGAAAAAAACAGAGAUGAGAAUGGUGCAGCCUUCCAGAUGAUGAUGGGCUGUAAAUCCCAACAGCCCUAACCAGCAUAGCCAAAGGUGAGUGAUGCUGGGAGUUGCAAUCUCACAACAUCUGGAGGGCUGUGCACGUUCUACCCCUAGCCUAGGGAGACAUACUACCUGCACCACCUCUAGCAAAGGGAAAGCCACUGAUGUGGGAGCAUGACAAUUGACUGAAAACUGGAAACGGGCUCUUCUACCUUUAAUGCAGAAGGGGGAAUUGCUGGAAGUAUUGCUUGUUACCACUUUGGCUGCUGAAAUUAUCUCUUCUGCAUGACCAUUAAAGGUAAAGGAGUUGUUUCCAGUUUUCAGUCUGGUAAUCUUGAGGACAGCUGAUGGAAAGAGUACAUUCCUAUCCCAAGCCUUGUCUGUUUGGCAUUGUCCACUAUGCAGGUGAGCCCAUCUGAGACCUAGGAACGUGGGUUGAAGAUUGUGGAGCAGCCACAUCUUGGCUUCAAAACACCCAAGCCCAAUUACGUUGCUCCUUGAUCAAUUUGUAGAGAGUGGUGCACAAUUUGUGGAGAGCGGUGGCCUCACUGGGUCAACCUCCCAGAUCUCUCCAGCAAAAAACAUGCUUUUAGGCCUCCUUAAUUUCCAGGGAAUCUAGGGCUCAUUCCUGUGUGGCCAGAGUGGAAUAGAGCCCUUAAUGGUUUCUUCUAGAGCAGCUACAUCAUUUGUUCCUCCCACAGUGACUUGUAGCUUCCUGCAUAGCUAGAAUUGCAACCACCCACCCAAGCUCCAAGUUCUUCUGAGAGUAAUUUUGGAAAGAGCCCUUUACUUCCAAGUAAGCCUGAUUGGGAACUAAGCAAUCCCAGAUAGUACUCCUAAGAAAAUCAACAUGGCCUAAAAGUUCAAGCUAAGAUGUUUGGAGUUAGGCUGCUGGUCAUCACAGCUAAUGUACACAAGGGAAGGUUGGUUGGGGAAUUGAAAAAUUCCAUUUCUCUUCCUGCCCCGUGAGGCAAUCAGAAGAUGCGUAGUCUUAGGAGGGUGGAACGUGGCCUUCCUGUGCCGAAAAGCCACGCGGGAGGGAAACAGUGUGAGACAGCAGCUCUCUUUAUAAAUAAAGUGUUUGUUCUGAGAUGUGUUUGUGCUGGAAGGCAGACACAGCUGCCUUUCUCCAGAUCUGGCAGGCAGAGGUGGUGCUGGAGGCCAGGAGGGGAAAUAACCAAGCAGACCUGGCUCUUCUCUGAUCCCAGGCAAGGUCAGCACACAGGUGGGUCAGGAAAGCAGAGCCAAAGACGUAUGGAUCAGGUUGCAUGCAGACUGACUCAACGCUGCUGCUAUUUUGUACUGCGUGCUCCCCACUGUGACUGUGUAGUGGCUGAACUUGGACAAGUUGUAAUAGUCAAGUCCAGAAUGCCUUCGAAGGCUGGCUUUGUCCAAACCUUAGGGGAGAUGUGAAGCCACGUAGGAGACUGAGUGAGGAGACUGAGUGGUGCAUGCCUGCAAUUCAUAAGACUUGCUCAGAGCAAAUGAGAGCAGCAGUGCCUGCUCCAGACUUUUUUAUUGUUUGUGGCUACCUGGAGUCAUCUAGAGAUGUGGCAGAAGGCAGAGAACAUAUCUCUCACACACACAAACAAACAUAUGCACAAGUUACUGAAGAAAGGAAGUAUAGUUAAAGGCCUCAAAACUCCGUAGCGUGUGCCAGCAUUUCUCUCUUGGCCUUGUAAUUAUGUGCCAUUGCCACCUACAGGAGUAUCUAGCUUUAAAUGAAAAUGUAUAGCUUGCAGCUGUCAUGUCUUGGCACAUCACAUCAUGUAAGUAAUAGCUCAUGUAGACUGUUCGUUUUGGAUAUCUGCCCACCAUUUCUGAGCACCGUGGUACAAGGGACACACCAUGUGACAGCCAUACUGGUACUCACCAUUGUAUUAGACAUUGAGCAGAAGUGGUGUUUGACAUUUCUUGUUUCUUUCUGUGGUGGGUGCUGUGUAAGAAAAAUACCUUUAAGGACACUUCCACAGUUGUGUGCUAAGAUGCCAAGCAAAAAUUAGUACAGUUGCAAACUAGUUUGAAACCAGUUUCAUCAUUAUGUGUUUACUCUGAGAACUUCAAUAUUCUGUGGAGGUACUGAGGAUUUGUUGUUGGCUGAGUCUGUACUAACAUGUUUUAAUUGACCUUUAGAACAGUUUUAAGUGGGCAUGCAUUUUUUAGCUCCCUUCUUGGUCUUGUGAAGAUCCCAAGCAUCCAUUGUCACCUCUCAGUGCCAUCAGAGAACUACAGAGCCCUCAGGUUGGAAGCCAAGUCAGUUAAACCAACAUGAGACAGUGACUUAAUUGUGGCAUGUGGACAUGCCAAAGGAAUGGUGCAAAAAUGCCUGUCUACGUAACCCCUGUAGUACAAGUUACCCUCUUAACCCUGUUAGUGUACCUGCAAACCAGUUUUAAUUCAGGGAGAGUGAGAAUUCUGUCUGUCUCAUCAAUAGUAACUUUUAGUGCCAAACAUUUGCUGUGACAAGUGGGGUGGAGAAGGGACGAAAGGGCUGCCUUCCUGAAUCUUCAAUCGUUUUUUGAUCUUGUGUUCAAAAGAGAUCUAUAUAAUGUGUGUUCAAGAUGCAGUAUUUUAAAUAUUUCAAAUUCACCUUUUUAUUUUUUAAACAAAGAGAAAAAAGAGUGCCAAAAUAACAUUGUUUGUUUGUUUGUUUGUUUGUUUCUCUGUUCCAUGUUUACAAGAAUGCAUGCUUAACAGGAAAAAGGGAACAUGUGUUUUGUGCUUAGUGGAGAAGGAAUAGUGUAGCAAAAGGAAAGGUUUGGGAAGGUAACUUUUAAGGCACUGGAGAAGAAGGUACCCAGUCCGCCAGGCUUGUCUCCUGUGCAGAUUGGCUUGCAAAGUGAUAUUGGUUGCUCCGAAGGUGAGCCCAGAUUGCUGUGUCCAGUGUUGACCAUGGAGCAGAAUAUUGGCCAUGGACUGGACAUGGAAGCCAAGAAAAUGGCAGUGUGAAUGUUUUGUGAGAAGCUUAUGCAGGCUUUCUUAUCCUGGUGCCCUUCAGGUGUCUUGAAGUGCAGUAUCCAUAACUUUCCAGCCAACAUAGCUGGUGGGGGAUUAUGGGAGUUGCAAUCUGACACAUCUGGAGGGCACCUGUCUGGGGGAAGCUGAACUAUGCAGUGUCAUUUGUGCAGGAAUCUUAGGGAAGGGGGGGAAUAGAAAAGGAAGCUGUUUCUCAAAGUAUUUACAAGUCUGAAACUCUUAUUUAUUCCUUUGCCGAGUAUAAAAAACAGAGUUUAUCUGAUUAUUAAGAUAUAUUAUUUUGGAUAAAUAUAUGACCUAUAACUUGCUAUGGCUGGUAACCAUGAUAAAACCCUGAUUAUUAGCAACCAUUUUACUUCUUUCUCUUCUAUCCCCUCUUUGAAUAUGCUUCUUUUCCAUUAACAGUAUUUAGGUACAUUGUUGUCUUACAUUGUAUGGGUGCAUGCGUGUGCGUGUGUGCAUUUUCUGUUUUGUGUGUAAGCGAAAGGGGCUUCCCAUACCUUUUUAGAAGCCCACUUAAAUUCCCUCUUAAAUCCUGUAUUGAUUGCAGGUAGAUAACCGAGAUUUAAGAAGAAAAAUAACACCAGAGGUAAUCUAAAAGUAGAAGUAAAUCUAUUUAUAAAUACAAAAAGAAAAAAGUUGCAUGCAAGAGGCCAUGGAAAUCAAAUGUUUAGUAUUUUUUUAAAAAGUGGCAGUGCCUUUCGUUUUUGUAUUUACCCAUUUAUCGCCAAAUGCAACUGUUUUAUAAUAAGCAAUUAUAUGAUUGUGUCAGAAAUUGCAAAAUAUUUCACUACAUAGAAAUGUGUGGAGUUCUAUUAUUAUUAUUAUUAUUAUUAUUAUUAUUAUUAUUAUUUCUUCUUCCUUGCUUUCAUUACAAGAGUGUGUUAAGCUGGUUAUCUCAGGCUUGCCAUGCCAGAGAUAACUUUUUCUAUGCGAUUAUAUCAUGUAUGAAAUUUAUAUUGGUGCUUUUCUUUUCUUUUUUAGUCGUUUAUGACAAUUAUUGGAUGGGAAAAUGCAAACAGAUAUGUGUAACUGGAUGGAGGCUGUGGGGGGAGGGAAAAAUUCUGGCUUUAAUGCUACUUUAUAAUUUGGGGACUGUAGUUGGCAAGUGAAGAGAGGGAAGGAACAUCUCAACAAAUUGGGGGUAUUUUUCACUCUUAAUUUCCUGCACUGUGAUAACCGUCUAUACUGCAACAUGAACCGGUCUAGUAUUUCCAAGUGGCCUUGGCUGUGUUUCCACACUGCAGAAACAAUACUAUAUUGACUACAGUCCAGAUGCAAACAGAUAUGUGUAGCUGGAUCUGAGCACCAUUUCCUCAGCCAGAACUGAACCCUCAUUGUGUAGAGAAAGUGGCCCAGCCUUGUGCGGAUACAAAGCAACCAGGACUCUUGGGCAGUAUUUGGACAUUCCCAUGAACCUCAUCCAAAGGAGAUGCCUUCUGACUUGUGUCUGCUGUUAGGAUGACAUUGGAAUUCCCCCUGAAAUCACUAUGGCUAACCCUCAUUGCAUGAGAAUAUGGCAUACCAGAGACCUACAGGGGCCACCCAGACUUGGCCCUGAAAACAGUGGCUGGCUUACAUAGUCAACGUGCUUCAGGAUGAGAAGCCUGGUUUCUGAACAUCUUUGCUUGAGUCUAUUCUUGUUUAGCAAUGCACAUCUGUGGAUCCAGCAGGUCUGUGGUGCACACAUGGGUUUCAUGCAUAAGUCUGCAUGACAGGACUGCCAGGCUGACUACAGGACAGACAGAGGCUGAAGCUUUAAAGGUUAGCAGAUUCUGGAUCAAAAAGACUUACCAUAAAGUCCCAUCAGGUGGAACUGUGUCACUUUAUGUAGAGAAAGUGGGCCAGCCUCGUGCGGAUGCGAAGCAACCAGCACUCUUACGCAUUAUUUGGACAUUCCCAUGAAGCUCAUCCAAAGGAGAUGCCUUCUGACUUGUGUCUGUUGUUAGGAUGACAUUGGACAUCUUCAUGCCCCACAAACACCCACCUUUUAGUUGAUGCACGCCCCACCAUCUUCACAUGGCUGUUUACUGGGCAGAGAAGUGACCACCUCCAUUCCUAUAGCUGGAUGCAUAACACCUUCAGUGUUAUAUUCAUGGCAUCACUAGGGUUGGUGUCACCCCUUGGUGUCUCAUGUUCUCACUCCCAUGGGCACAUCACUUCCCAGCAGAAGGUGGGGGCAGUGUCAUGGGAAUGGAUGAACCCACAAGCAUGUGUGCAAUGCCACACAACCCGCCUCCUCCACCAAGUCUCAGAUUCUCCCAUGUGCACACCAGGCCUUGGAGAAGUCCCCCAGUGCCAAAAAAAGAUCCCUUCCCACCAUAUUACAUGGCAUGCUGGGGCAGUGGAUCCUUCUCCUUCUGAGCAAGAGCGUCCACAGCAAAAGCCUACAGGUCAAAGGCAGUGGAGGCCAGCACCGAAGCACCUUCACACUGAGGGUGCCAGGCACACCACAGCUGCCUUGUUUGAUGGGUGUCACCUGUUGUGGUAUGCAUCCAACUUCGGGAACAGAGUUACAUUCUCCUCUGCUUUCCACCAGCCUUUUCACACUUUCCAUCUGCCUGCAAAUAGCUUUGUUGGGUGGAGUCUGCCUCAGCCAAAAAAAAAAGAGCCUUAUUACACAAGGAAACAAAGCAGAAACAGAGCAGGAGAGUAGUCGGUAGGGCUUCAGUUCUCUUCUCACAAGAGACGUUGUAAGAGCAUGUCUUUCAUCAAACUGAUGUUUCUAGUGUGACAAAAGAGUCACUUUUAUGACUGUCUCCCUUAGGAAGAGAACCAACGCACUGCAAAUCACGCAGAGGGCAUGGAGAAAGCCACUACUCUCCGGCUCUGUUUUGGCUCUGUUUUCUCAUGCAAUAAGGCUCUGGGUUUGGGGCACAAGGGAGGAGACUCAUCCCAGUUCCAUUAGACAGAGCUUUAUGUCUUUCUGAUCCAGUAUCUUCUAACUUUUAAAGCUUAAAGAUAACCACCUUUAUCUGAACGGAUGCCAAGAAGAUGGAGCCAGCUUGUUUUCUCCUGCUCUAGAAACCAGAACACGAGCCAGUAGAUUCCAAUUACAAGACAGGAGAUUCCACUUAAAUAUUUGGAAAGCCUUCUGUUGAACUGGACUGCCCCAGAAGGCGAUGAACUCUCCAUCUUUGUAGGUCUUUGAGCAGAGGUUUGAUGGGCAUCUGUCAGAAGUGCUGUAGUUGUGUAUUCCUGCAUUACAGAGGGUUGAGCAAGAAGGCCUUUGCAGUCCCUUCGCAGACUGAUUCUAAGGUAUGGAAGGGCCUGUCAUGUGUUCCACUUGGCAACCCUACUACACAAGGGAAGGUGCAGUGUACCUUGUACACAUCAGCCACUCCAGACUGGGGACUAGACUAAAGGUAUGGAUUCAGCAGGAUUUGGGGAAGUGCCUCGUGCAUGGCAAAGAAGACCCAACAUGCUGCUUUAUUUUCCUGGCUGGCUUCAAGUCCUUGCAAAGCAAGUUGAUUGUUUCUAAACAAUUGAUGGUCAAGAUGCCGCAUUCCACCUGCCCUCAGAUAGUUUGUUUUGCUCUCAGUGACAUACGCAACCUCCUUAAGCUCCUGCUCCUUUGCUCUGGCUGUGCCUUUUCUCUCCUCCUUUCCUGGGCAGGGCCAAGGAAGAAUGAUACUGAGGAAAAAUUAGCCUUUCUUUUGAGGUGUCAUUCCCUGCUCCUUUGGCCCAAACUAGCUGCUAAUUCCAAUUCGAAGCCAAGAUAGGAAGGCAUUUCUCUCUGUUGUCCAGAGAUAUCAGGGGAGAGAAGGCUACUUACUCCUUGGCCAUCUCUAGUCCUCCUUCCUGGAUGAAUGGACAAACUUGGUUGGGCAUAUAGAUCUGUAGAUAGUUUGCAUUGUGUCUACCUACAGAAUAAGAUACUCCUAGAACUCAGUAUUUUGUUUCUCAGUUAUUUUCUCCAUGAGUUUUUACAGGGCUAGAUCAGAAGUUCUCCAUAUCAUAAGGGUUAUCAUGAUGCAACAUCAUUGCGCCACGCCUCAGGGCCCCUCAUGUUACUAAACGCAGGCUAAAAGAGGCAAGGUUAAAUAGCAUCACACCAUAGAUCCUAAAUAUUUCCCUAAAUGGUAGAAGGAAGAGAGGGAUUGUGAGAUUUCCAGAACAUUAGCCGCUCUAGGCCACAUGUCCAUGAGCAUGACCUCCCACAGCCUUCGAGGUUUUCUGGAUGUGCCUGAUGUCAAGAAGUAGAAAGAGUAGAUCUUGUAGAAAGUAUAAUUUGCACACAGCGAUGAUAAAACACUAUCAGUUGAUUUUAUACAAGUCAUCAGAGUUUGCAAAGCGAGUUUUAUUUUUUUGUAUUCCUUUAAUCUUUACAUAAAAGGUGAAUGUGUAUUCCUCUGGGAGGAAUGGCAAGAAAAUAGGAAUGUUAAUGUCUAAAAACAAAAGCAGAACAAAAAAAGAAGCCCAGAACACUUCCUCCCUUAUUAAUAUAUAACCCUGGUGUAUUUAUGCCUACUGUAAGCAAAUGAAAAAGCUUGGAUUUCCAUUCUGUUGCAUGCCAGCUAUCGGCAAGAGAGCCCUCUGUUGUACCUGCAUGCGUUUUAGCCUUGACUUUUCCUUUUUCUCUUGUUUUCUUUUUGGUUGGGGAGGGCGGGGAGAGGGUGCAUUUUCCCCUGUAUAAAAUUAGUGCACAAAGAAAUAUUUUUGCCUAGUUAUUGUUGCUAAGCAAUGCAUAUUUUUAAAAAGAAAAUUUGUCAUAUAUGGAAAAUAGCAUGUUUGUUUACAUGUAUUCAGCUUCCCGAGUAUACAGACGAAGGAGUUGGGCACAAAACAAGAAAAAAAGAACCCUUAACAUUCAAGGAUGCUGAAGUUUCUUUUGCAAGUGUACAGUUUUCAAUUUGUCGUUCUUACUGGUGAAAAACACCCUUGUGAUUUCAACUUGCUACAACAUAUAUUUAUUAUUCGUUCUCUUCCCAUGUAACUAGGAAUCAUGCCUAUGUUUCAUAUCAACGUUAUAUUGAAAGUGAAGGGAGAUGAUUAAUACAAGAUUUUGUAACA